Nerophis lumbriciformis (worm pipefish) is the source of this 1807-nucleotide messenger RNA. RefSeq names its product sterile alpha motif domain containing 14 (gene samd14). Gene Ontology annotation, cellular component: actin cytoskeleton; dendrite; postsynaptic density. The record is from RefSeq and is a predicted model, not a curated record. Gene Ontology annotation, molecular function: actin filament binding. Gene Ontology annotation, biological process: neuron projection development; calcium-mediated signaling; actin filament organization. Lineage: Eukaryota; Metazoa; Chordata; Actinopteri; Syngnathiformes; Syngnathidae.
UCUGCACCUUCGUCAUCAUCAUCAUCGUCAACAGUGUGUGUGCGCGCGCGCGUGUUGAUGAUCGUCACGUGACAUGCCGUGAUCAGAUCAUGCGUCCGUUGAUAACAUGCGUGUGCACGUGCAACUAAUACAUGCCAUGACGUCAGCAUGCUUCCACUUCCUGUUGUGGCUCUCCACCGCAGCCGCCGCGGCCCCGCUCGACCGCUGUCCCCGCCCUGACGUCCGUGCAGUCGCCCCCCCCCCCCCCCCCCUCCCCCGCCAGCCCGGCUGACCGCCGAGGGAGACACUCCGUGGACACUUUGCAUGCCGGGCGUCUGGCCCCGCCCCUGACAUGUCUGACGGAUGCUACACUAGGUAACGUCGCGCAAACGAAGCACUUCCUGUGAUGUGACCGCGUGCCCUGCAUGUGUCUUGUAGAAAGCGCUGAGUCAUGUCUGUCAACCUCGAGGAGAGCGACGGCGUGUUUGACCCCAUCCCUGAGACGGAGUUGCUGGACAACAGCAUCCAGAAGGGGCGGGCCCAGCUGUCCGUCAAGGCGCGCAGACAGCGGCCAUCCCGCUCCCGUUACCGUGACAGCGUGAGCUCCACAGAGGGGGACGACGGCGUGGACAGGAAGGAGGACGCCACGACUCACUCCGCCCAUUCACCGCUGCGCUUGACAAUGCGAGGCACCUCCCCUUCUCCCGAUUCGCUGCUGUCUGCGCGGAGCUCCGCCUUCUUAUUUGACAUGUCACUGGUGGGCCAAUCGCAGGUGCGUCGCUCCCCUGAAGAUGUAGGCCUGUCAUUGGCCGCCACUCCCAGGAGGCGGUACCGCCAACUGACCAACGCUACGUCUCAAGAAGCUCUGGCGACGCCCACCAGCUCGCCAUCCAAGUCGUGCCCCUCCUCCGAUGUCUCGCCAGUUUACACCAGGAGGAGCAGAAGGCCCGACAGCGAAGUUCUUGUAUCAGACCCGAGUCGAGACUCAAGUCCGGCUGACCCUGGCAGUCCUCCAGUCUUGGACAAGAAGACCAAAAGACGCUUCCUGGAUUUGGGCGUCACUCUGAGGCGGUCCUACCUGCGAGUAAAGAAGGACAAAAGCGAGCGACUCUCGACGGGCAGCAGGGAGACGUGCGAGAGUCCGUCUCGGGCUUCAGCAUCCUUCGUGUCCUUCUCCUGGUUCUCGGAGGGUCGGGGGUCCCUGUCCUCCUCCGGAACGCCGCCCUGCUCCCCCCAGAUUCCACCGGCGGGCUCAGGAAGACCCGGCAGGUCCUCGUCGCAGGAGUCGGCGCUCAGUGAGGAAUUCUCUCCUCCGCAGAUGUCCCCCUCCGCUUGUCCUCACCUGGACGUGUCCUGCACCCUGUCCUCGCACCCGUACCACACCCUGUCCCAGUCUUCUGACGAGCCCGGCGACGAGACGUCUUCCCAGGUGUCUUCCUGGACGACUCAGCAGGUGUGUGAUUGGCUGGGGGACGUGGGCAUGGAACGCUACGUCCCAGAAUUCCGAGCGGCGGACGUGGACGGACAACAGCUGCUCCAGUUGGACGGCAGCAAGUUGAAGGGUCUGGGCGUGCUCAGUUCGUCGGACCGCGGCGCUCUGAAGCGGCGGCUGAAAGGCUGGCAGGCGGCGGCGGAGAAGGAACGCAAGGCGCUGAACAAAAUGGAGAAACAGAAGGAGAAGCAGCGCAGGAAGGAGCAAGAGCAGCGCAGGAGCUGAACGCCCAAAUAUGGUCAGUCAUGGCUAGUGAAGACACCCAUUUUAACACAGUGGGAGAACAUUUAUUGUCAUGUCGUCGACUUGAAAUAAAAGGCUCUUAUUGUGAAAGAA